AUGGCGGCUCAAGAUCCACACGUCAUCUCCCAGCUGGUGAAGGCCCUGGAGACUUCCAGAAAGGCCGAAAAGGGCGAGAGAAAGUUCACUUGCAAAAAGCAGUCCUUUACGGUGGCCAAUAAUGUACCCGUGGACUCGUGGAGGUUCCAGGACUGGGACUACAAGCGUGACGGUCUGCCAACAUAUGCACGAGGUCUUUUCACAACCAAACGGAAGGAUGGUACGCCCGAAAUCGCGGCGCGCGGAUACGACAAGUUCUUCAAUGUAGGCGAGACAAAGGCGACAGAGUGGCGCAACGUCGAGAAAUAUACAAGGGGUCCUUAUGAGCUGAGUGUGAAGGAGAAUGGAUGCAUUAUCUUCAUCUCUGCUUUGGAGGACGACACAUUGCUAGUCUGCAGCAAACACUCGACUGGAGCUCGCGAGGAUACAGAUGUCAGCCACGCACAGGCAGGAGAACGCUGGGUGGAACGCCACGUCUCGUCCGUGAAUCGGUCUGUCAAGGACCUUGCCCGCACUUUGCGUGAGAUGAAUGUCACAGCCGUUGGAGAACUCUGUGACGACAGUUUCGAGGAGCAUGUGCUGGCAUACGACGAAGCUUCUGCCGGCAUUUACCUCCACGGACUCAACUACAAGCAGCCUUACUUUCAUACGAUGUCUUCUGAGGAUGUGCACAAGUUCGCGGACGAUUGGGGUUUCAAGAAGGCCAAGUUUGAGGUCUUUGAUGACAUCUUCAGAGUGCAGAGCUUCCUAGAAGGAUGCGCCGAGACAGGGACAUGGGCUGGACGUGAGACCGAGGGCUUCGUCAUCCGAUGCAACCUGAGCGACAACGGAACUGAGCCCUACCGGAAUUGGUUCUUCAAGUACAAGUUCGAAGAGCCGUACUUGAUGUACCGCCAGUGGCGUGAAUGCACCAAAGCCGUUAUCGGAGGGAAAUCUCCCAAGAUCAAGAAGCAUGAGCAAGUCACCGAAGAGUAUUUGCAGUUUGCGAGACGGGUUCUGAUGAAGGACCCUAAGAGGGCAACCGAUUACAUGAAUAACCACGGUAUCAUCGGUUUGCGAGAUGAGUUCCUCAGGGAACGAGGAUUGAAUGGGCCCGAGAUUAUUGCUCUAGAGGAAAAAAAGCAGAGUGAAUCGCAGGAGACCAACAAAAAUGUCGUCCUCGAACCGAUUGCCUCGCUGGGAUGUGGAAAGACGACAGUCGCCUUGGCUCUGGUUAAACUCUUCGGAUGGGGACAUAUUCAGAACGACAACAUCCCCAAACAGAAGAACAAGCCGAAGAAGUUUGCUUUCGAGGUCAGCCAUGCUCUGGGAGAGCACAGUGUUGUCAUCGCCGAUCGCAACAACCACCAACGGCGCGAACGCAAGCAGCUCAUGGAGGAUAUCUACCCUGUGCUUCCAGAUGCGCAUUUCGUCGCUUUGCAUUAUGUCCACGAACCCAAGGCAGACAUGCUCCCCGCCAUUCGAGAAGUCACUCGAAAGCGCGUGCUAGAACGUGGCGACAACCAUCAAUCCAUCCGGGCUGGCACCAACGCUCGGGAUGAGACCGUCGGAAUCAUGGAGGGAUUCCUCGGCCGCUUCGAAGGCGUCGACACCACCCGCAUGCCAGACCAGAGCUUCGACCAUGUCAUUGACCUCGACGUCUGCGCCGAGUCUCGCGAGAACCUCGAAACAGUCGUCAAAGCCCUACACGCCGCCUACCCCCGCCUAGUGCCAACCAUGCCAACUGCAGCAGAACUCGACGGAGCUAUCGACGCCUCUCUAAACGACUACACCGUGACAAAGGAUCUGAGCUACAGCUACGGCGCUUCACAGAAGCCAAAGAACAAAAACAAAAACCACAACAAUGGCUCCCUCCUCCCCGAACCAACAGACUCCCCCUUGUCCCCAGAAGCACUCUCCGAAAAGAUCGAGUACUUCAACAUAUCCAUCCCAACAACUGAAAUAAACACACUCCUCCGCUCCCUCUUCCCACCGACCACACCCCCCGAAAAAGCCCGUCUCUACAACCAACUCGUAAACUCCCGCCGCCUCCAACCAACCUUCCACGUAACCCUCAUCCACCGCGCCUCGAAGAAAGACAAACCAGAGAUCUGGGAAAAACUAGCAACCCGCUAUAUCGACACGCAGACCCAAAACCCGGUCUCAAAUCCAAUCCAGUACCCGCCGACCCUAGGCUCCGCGCGCGUGCGCAUUGAGCGUCUCGUCUGGGAUAACCGCAUCAUGGCCUUUGUUGCGCGCAUCUUGCCCACUGAGGGUGUCGAGACACAGACUGGUGCGGCUGAGUGGCCAUGCGCGAAUCCUAUUCCGCAUAUCACGGUUGGCACGGCGGCGCCGGAAGUCAAGCCGAAGGAGAGUAAUGAUUUGCUGCAGCGGUGGGUUGAGGUUGGAUCUGGUGGGGAUACUGGCAUUUUUGAGGCGGAGGUUGAGGGUGUUAAGGUUGUUGAUGGUGUUGUUGGGUUGGUUAUGAGUCGGGGGAAGUAUUGA
Molecule: messenger RNA, 2484 nt
Organism: Penicillium egyptiacum
Lineage: Eukaryota; Fungi; Ascomycota; Eurotiomycetes; Eurotiales; Aspergillaceae
Source: the annotation of a GenBank genome assembly